Molecule: messenger RNA, 2862 nt
Organism: Tetranychus urticae (two-spotted spider mite)
Lineage: Eukaryota; Metazoa; Arthropoda; Arachnida; Trombidiformes; Tetranychidae
Product: beta-hexosaminidase subunit alpha
Biological process (GO): glycosaminoglycan metabolic process; ganglioside catabolic process; carbohydrate metabolic process
Cellular component (GO): lysosome; membrane
Molecular function (GO): beta-N-acetylhexosaminidase activity
Source: RefSeq, a predicted model, not a curated record
UUUGUUGUCGCUUAAUUACAAUGAGUAAAUUGUAUAAAAUAAUAUUCAAAAUGAUUGGCAUCCGUUGUAAACAUGAUGAGAGCAAUAAUAAAGAGUAAAAUUUUUUCUUCUUUUCUCAGUUUUUGAUAUGAUUUGAUUUAUAAUAACAAUAGUUUGGUGUGACCGACUGAUUGGGUUGUCAAUGAAUUUUACCUUCAAUGAACCUGUCAAGGAACAGAGGUAAACAUUGUUGGUGUUGAUGGUGAUGAUGAUGUGAAACGAUAUGACGGGCUACAAGGUAAAGGGGAGGAUUGAGAGGCGGGCAAAGAGAGGUGAGAGAGGGAACCGAGUGAGACGAGAUAAAGGGAACCAUGAUGAUGGGAUGAUGAAGCGUUCAGCGGUGAAGUUGAGCACAAUUUUGAGCCUUCAUUUUCAAACUCUUUUUUGCUUGCUGUUCAAACCUGUUGACGAGAUAAAAUUAGUUUUCAAAUUGACAGAUCACUACAAUUGUACAGUUGAUUGCUUAACUCGAUCCGUUAUUUGAUCGCACAACAAACACACGAAAAUAUACAAACAUUUAAACAAUCAUCAGUUUCAGCAAAUCAUUCAACAGAAUUGUGUAUCAAUUUCAAGAUGAUAUUAGGAUAACUGUUCAACUGUUCAACGAGUAAAGUAAAAGUCAAGGAAACAAAAUUAACAAUCAUAAUUAAUUGUUAAUCAGUAAAUAGUUUCCUCUAAUAAAAGUCUUUCAAUAUUUACAUUGUGUCUGCUUUAUCCAUUUACAUUUAAACUCUUCAUUGCUGGUAAAUGCCUGGAUUACAUUCAAAACCUUUAACCAUGAUUCUGGUUUAAUUUGGUUUCAUUGUUACACAUUCACCAAUUACAAGUUUAACCAGAUUUCACCUCAUAUUUAUCAUGAAAUACCCUCUCUUCUGGAGACUUUACCUGUUAAUCUUAAGUGCCAUUUCAUAUACACAAGGACAUGUAACAUACAUUGAACCUCGAUACCCAUUAAAGGGAGAACGAUCACCUCCUGGAUCACCUUGGCCUCUUCCAAGAACAUGGACCCGAAUGACAUUACAAUAUAGCUUAAGUCCUGAUCAUUUUGAGCUUAAAUCAAAUCUUAAUUGUGAAAUCAUUGAAGCAGCUCUCCUACGUUACCGAGGCCUCAUCUUUAUUGACAGAUCCAAAACCAUAUCACCCAAACACAAGGAACUUGAAUCUCUCAAGGUUCAUAUCGAUGACACUCGCUGUGGUUACCCAAAAUUUGGUGAUAACGAAAAAUAUAGCCUUACCAUUCCAGAUAAAGAUGCCAGUGCCUCACUUAGAGCCAAAACAGUUUGGGGCGCUCUUCGCGGUUUGGAAACAUUUUCCCAGCUUGUAUACAUUGACGAAAAAACUGGUUAUUACCUAAUCAAUUCAACUCGAAUCGAAGAUUGGCCAAGAUUUUCGUACAGAGGAAUCAUGAUUGACACAGCUCGCCAUUUUAUCCCAAUGAAAGUGUUACUAAAGAAUCUUGAUGCUAUGUCUUGGAAUAAAUUCAAUGUUUUUCAUUGGCAUAUUAUUGACGAUCAAUCAUUUCCCAUGGAGAGUAAAGUUUUUCCCAAUCUAACCAAAUUGGGAGCCUACAAUGAUCGACUAAUUUAUACCCAGAAAGAUAUUAAACAGUUGAUUGAAUAUGCAAGGUUUCGAGGAAUCAGAGUUAUCCCUGAAAUUGAUACACCAGGACACACCAAAGUAAUGGGACGAGCAUUUCCAUCUUUACUGACAACUUGCUACGAUGGUGACACUCCUGCUCAAUCCGUGUAUGGUAAACACUCGUCCCAUGAAAAUUUAAAUCCUGCUCGAAAUGAAACCUUUGAAAUACUCCGUCAAUUGUAUACUGAAGUUAAAAACUUGUUUCCCGAUGAUUUUAUCCAUCUGGGUAUGGAUGAAGCUUAUUAUGAUUGCUGGAAAAGCAGUCCAGAGAUUCGUAAUUUUAUGGAUACAAAGCGUUUCACGGAAAUGAAACAAGUUGAAAAGUAUUACAUUGACAGAACCCUUGAAAAUAUCAAAAGCCUGGGCUAUAAAUACAUUGUUUGGCAGGAUCCAAUUGAUAAUAAUGUUACAAUUUCUAAAGAUGCCAUUGUUGAAGUUUGGAAGGGUGGUCCUCAUCAUGAAAAAGACGGUUGGAAAAGACAUGUCAAGGAAAUCAUAGCAAGACGCCAUAAAAUCAUCUUGUCUUCGUGUUGGUAUCUUAAUUAUAUUCAUUAUGGUGAAGACUGGCGAAGUUACUACAACUGUGAUCCUGUUUUAGGUGUAAAUGCAACGGACGAGGAAAAGGAAUUCAUUCUUGGAGGAGAAGCUUGCAUGUGGAGUGAAUAUGUCGAUCAAGUCAAUUUACUCUCAAGACUGUGGCCUAGAGCUUCAGCUGUUGCUGAAAGAUUAUGGAGUCAUCCUGGUGAUACAAAUGACUCUGAUAGUGCACUUUUCAGACUUGAUGAACAAAGAUGUCGAAUGCUCAGACGUGGAGUGGAAGCUCAGCCUUUAACAAAUGGAUAUUGUGGCUCAUGGGAGUUGGAUCUUCAAUUUGGUGCCCUUGAUUCAUCCUCCAUGCAAAUAGUCAAUAACCAGUCACUGUUUUUAUCCUCUUUUAUUCUGUUAAUUUAUUUCGUUACAGUCUUCAAGUCAUUUUAAAUAAAACAAAUAGACUGUACAAAUGUUAACAAAAUAGUCGUUAUCAAAAUCCAAGCUCAAGAAAAUGUUCUCAUUAAUAUAUUUUAUGGAUAGUCAAAUAAUAUCGAUGAUUUAAUCCAGGGUUCAGUUAUCACCAAAAGAUUAACCAAAAUUUGCAAAAUUUACUUGCAAUAUAAAUAAUUAAAGUACAUUGAUUUUAAAAGAUAA